UGAGAGCCAACCAGAGCGACUCGCGUCGCAGUGUCACCGUUGACCUGUGCACACACACAGCCAUGGCGCUGCUCUGCAGAUCCACAGGGUUACUGCUCAAACACAGUAAACUGCUACCUUCUGCAUUCGCGGCAACAAGGCAAUGCAGUUCAGGAGGCCAGUAUCAGUACAUACUAGUUGACAAAAAGGGUGAAAAGAAGAAUGUUGGUUUCAUCCAACUGAACAGACCAAAGGCCCUGAAUGCUCUUUGUGACGGACUUAUGAUGGAGGUGGGCAAAGCCCUUGAUGCAUUUGAAGCUGAUAGCGAAGUGGGAGCAAUUGUCGUCACAGGAAGUGAAAAAGCCUUUGCAGCUGGAGCUGAUAUUAAAGAGAUGCAGAAUCGAACCUUUCAAGAGUGCUAUGGUGGAAACUUCUUGGCACAUUGGAAUAGGGUAUCAACGGUCAAAAAGCCUGUUAUUGCUGCAGUCAAUGGGUUUGCGCUUGGUGGAGGAUGUGAGUUUGCCAUGAUGUGUGACAUAAUCUAUGCUGGGGAGAAAGCACAGUUUGGACAGCCAGAAAUCCUGCUUGGGACCAUUCCUGGUGCUGGUGGCACUCAGAGGCUUACAAGAGCAGUGGGGAAAUCCCUUGCAAUGGAGAUGGUUCUCACAGGAGACAGAAUCUCAGCGCAGGAGGCAAAACAGUCUGGUCUGGUAAGUAAAGUGUUUCCUGUGGAUCAGCUGGUUUCAGAAGCGAUCAGAUGUGGAGAGAAAAUAGCUGGCAAUUCCAAACUUGUCUCUGCGAUGGCAAAAGAAGCUCUUAACGCAGCAUUUGAACUGACUUUAGCUGAGGGCAAUCGACUUGAGAAAAGAUUGUUCCAUGCAACCUUUGCAACGGAGGACAGAAAGGAGGGCAUGACUGCUUUCGUUGAGAAGCGAAAGGCUGCUUUCCAGGACAAUUAAAAUUCCAGUGGAAAAUACUGAAGUGUUUAGUUUGUGAUCAGAUGCUAUUAUUAUAGUACUCUACUUUGCCUUCAUUUACUUAAGUGUUUCUGAAAAACAUCAAGAUCUAUACCUCUGUGUUGACAGACUUGCAUGUAGUACAGUGAGCUUACAUUUAGUUUCAUUUAUAAAUUACCCACUUCUAAUC
Messenger RNA from Carassius carassius (crucian carp), 1125 nucleotides. RefSeq names its product enoyl-CoA hydratase, mitochondrial-like. The coding region runs from base 63 to 938 and encodes 291 amino acids. The transcript is spliced from 8 exons. Gene Ontology annotation, biological process: fatty acid beta-oxidation. Gene Ontology annotation, cellular component: mitochondrion. Lineage: Eukaryota; Metazoa; Chordata; Actinopteri; Cypriniformes; Cyprinidae. Gene Ontology annotation, molecular function: enoyl-CoA hydratase activity. The record is from RefSeq and is a predicted model, not a curated record.